AUGGGUUAUGAGUGGCCUUCUGAGGUGACUGAGAACAGCAGCUCACAGAGGAAUUCACUGGAAGAUGGAAUCAAACCUGAACAAAGAACCAACUCCACCUCUGGGCUGAGCCCACUGUGUGCAGGGGACCAGGUGGCCCCUGUGAGGACAGCCAAGGCUGAGCGGCGGCACCAGGAGCGGCUGCGGAUGCAGAGCCCUGAGCUUGUGAGUGCUCAGGAGAAGGAGCUUUCCCCAGCAGAACGUCGAGCUCUGGAGGCUGAGAAGAGAGCCAUGUGGAGGGCAGCACGAUCCUCAGCUCUUGAAGACAGUAUUAAACAGUACGAGCAGGAUCUGGCCAGGAAGCUCUACCAGUCCCGGCAGUGGGGAGCUGCUCCCGGGGCCAGGCCAGCUCAGAUGUCUGGCCCAAGGCAGAGUCACGGUGCCUCAAGACUCCUUGGGUCAGGAAACCACUCCAGGAUGAAGUCUCUGGAACAGGAUGCUCUGAAAGCCCAGAUGGUGAUUGCCAAGUCCAAGGAGGGGAAGAAGCGCAGCACGUUGGAGCAGCUGACAGAGUCACCAUCUCCUGCUCCUACCCCCUCCCCAACACCACUGGAAGACUGCAGUCCCAGAAACGUCACUUCUCCAGGAAGGCUGUCCAUGUCUGAAAAGAAGUUUGACUACCGGGAAUUUGCUGCUAUUCCUUCCUCCAAACCCGUUUACGAAAUCCAGUCUCCUGAUGCAGCUGAUGACCUCAGAUAUGGAGAAGACAGAAAUAACUCAGUUCCCCAGGAGCAGGAUGGGCAACCAGAGGAAGAGGAGAUGUUAGUAACCCGGGAUCCAUCCACACCCACCUCAUCAGCACUUGAAGAAAUGGCCCUGUACAGCAGCAAGCGCAAACUCCGACACAGCCGCCGCAGUUUGGAGGCUGCAGUCCCCACGUAGAGGACCCGAAGGACCUGGGUGAUGGGAUUGCCCAGCACGGGGCUUUGGGGCUUCCUUGUGCUCCAGGGACAGCACUGGACUUACCCACACUGCUGCCUCCUGGGCUGGGGAUGGGAACUGAGCAUCCCCAGGGAGCACUGUGGUCACUGAACUUCCUCCAGGCUCUGAACCGCCCUCGUCUCUCACCCGAUGAUGCACUUGGGGCACAUCCCAAAAAUCCAUCCCGGGACAGGAUGAGACUUUCCUGAUGGCAAAGGGAGAGGAGGGGUGGGUAGGACAGUGAGUAGCUGCAGCUUGUUAGCCUGUAAAUAUUGUGUGUGGGGAAAGGGUAGGACAGGGAGAACGUAGGAGUGUGAGUGUUGGGCUCCAGCUGCUGUUUCCUCCACUUGGAUUUCUUUUUAUUGUCUGAUUUUUUUUUUACUGGUUGGUCCGGGAGCUUCUGCUCUGGUGUGAAUCAGGAGGAAGGUCCAAGGCUGCCUUUGCUCCUAUUUAAUUUCCAGUCUUUUGCCAAAAAGCAUCUCCUCCCACCUCCCACACCGUUGGAGGCACUCACGUCUCUGGUGGGAGCGGGUGGAAAGGGGUGGCUUGGAGGCAAAAAAAAAGAAAAAAAAAAGUAAAAAAAGAGAAAAAUUACAGAAAAAAAAAAAAAAGGUAAAAGGACUUUCAGUGAAGUGCCUCCCUCUGACACUGUCACCUCUGUGCUGAGUAAGCAGGAGCCCUGCCAGCUCUGUGCUACUUGAUCUGCUCUGUGUAGGAAACUGCUCCUGCCCAUGUCCUGGGGGCUCCAGGAGGUCCAGGGGGGUCUGUGCCCCCCCUGUGCCCCCCCUGUGCCCCUCCUGUCACCGGGUGGGACACUCACUGAGCACACUGUGCCAUGUCAGAGGCAGCCAGGUACCUGUCCCCUGUCAGCACCAGCACUGAACUGGGGAAACUGAGGCAGGGAGGAGCCGGAGCAGCGUUAGAGCAGCAGUAGGAGCAGAGUAGUUGGGGUUAGGGCAGGAGGUGUAAAGAGAGGAGGUAGUGGGGUAGGAUCCAGGAUAGGGGAAGGGUUGGAAAUGGAGUUGCUGGGGUCAGGUUAGGAGUAAAGGGGGGGUUACAGGUAGGAUACUGUUGGGUGGAUCCACUGUGUAGCCUGCUAGCUGGGAAAUGAAAACGUGACGUUUCGGGGGUGCCCACUCGGGGGGGUUGUUUGAAAGUUAAAAAACAAAAAAGUUCUACUUGGAAGAGCUCUCCAGCAGCCUGGAGGAACUGGAUGGGGCUGGAACCACAGGGUUCAGCUCCUUGUUGGCUGCAGACCCCUUCCCAUGUAGAAGAGGGGACAUCUGUGCUUGCCCAGGCAAGGGGGAAAAAAACAGGAAAAUGAGAAAAAAAGGAGCAGGGAUGUGAUUCCUGGCUGGCAUGAAGGGCUCUGAGCACUCUGCAGACCUGGAGGGGACAGAUGCUGCUCACAGCUCUGACACCAGCCUGGGCUGCCCACUACUGAACUCAAACAUCCCACUGCCUUUUUUUUCCUGUUUUUUUGGUUUUUUGGUUUUUUUAAUGCCUCUAAUAGGGAGAAAGUCAUCUGAGCUGGGCAGAGAUCUGAUCCCUCUGCCCUGGUCCCUGGUGCUCUCUGCUGAACCCCUCAGCAGUGAGGGCAGAGGGGGGAUCUGAAGCCUUGCAGUGGCUUGGGAGUGACAGGCACUGCUGCUUGUACAUUUGCUGAAUGACAGAGCUGGAUGCAGUUUCUUUUUUAGCUGAGAAUCUCCCUUCAUGCCAAAAAAAAAGAAGAAAAAAAAUCCAGUGUCUCAUUUUAACUGACUUUGUAGGUUUUGAUUUUACAGAGCUCUGAAGGGAGGGAACUCCAGUAAUCUCCAGCUGUGGCCUCCAUCAUCAGCAAUCUGAGCUUUUCCUUUUUUAAAAAAAAAAAAAGAAAUCUAAUUUUAGCAUUUGCUUUUUAACAACAGCAAUUUUGGAAACAAUCCUGGAUUGGUUUUGGUGACUAACUUGUGAUUCUUUCUGGGUUUUUUUCCUUUCCCUUUGCGGUACCUGGUGCCAGGCUCUGGGUUCUCUCCCGUUCUCUCCUGAGAGACUCUGAGGGACAAUUAGCGCAUCAAGACUGUAACUAGUGACAUUUGUACAACCAAAGAAAUCUAUUUUGUGGUUCAAGGAUAAUAAAGUUUACUUUACAUUUU
Messenger RNA from Calypte anna (Anna's hummingbird), 3095 nucleotides. Its product is annotated as protein scribble homolog. NCBI's taxonomy places the organism in Eukaryota, Metazoa, Chordata, Aves, Apodiformes, Trochilidae. The transcript is spliced from 9 exons. Bases 1 to 921 code for a protein of 306 amino acids. The record is from RefSeq and is a predicted model, not a curated record.